Molecule: messenger RNA, 1053 nt
Organism: Adineta ricciae
Lineage: Eukaryota; Metazoa; Rotifera; Eurotatoria; Adinetida; Adinetidae
Source: the annotation of a GenBank genome assembly
AUGAGUAUCCAUGAGAAUGUACAAGAUUAUUACGGACGACAAUUGAAAACUUCGGCCGACUUGAAAACUGAUGCCUGUUGUUCAAAAGCACGUGUGCCAAAGUUUAUCAGUACGAUUCUUGAGAAGAUCCAUGAAGAAGUCAAAAUGAAAUAUUACGGAUGCGGCUUAGUUUUUCCGCCGAAAUUGGAAGGAUGUCGAGUGUUAGAUCUUGGCUCGGGAGCUGGUCGUGAUGUUUAUAUCCUAUCGAGUCUUGUUGGUGAACAAGGCUAUGUCAUUGGUGUUGAUAUGACCAAAGAACAAUUGGAAACAGCGAAUCGCUUCAUUGAUUAUCACACGCAAGUAUUUGGUAUGACUACACCAAAUGUUGAGUUUCGUCAAGGUCGAAUUGAACAACUGAUCGAUGAUACCAAGUUGAAAACGGAUACUUUCGAUGUUGUUGUAUCCAAUUGUGUUGUCAAUCUUAGUCCCGAUAAGAAGAAAGUUUUGCAACAGGUGUACGAGAUAUUAAAACCUGGUGGUGAAUUUUAUUUCAGCGAUGUCUACGCUGAUCGACCGAUUCCCGAUGUACUACGACAAGAUAAGAUUCUUUGGGGUGAAUGUCUUAGUGGAGCAAUGUGCGAAAAUGAUUUGAUUACAGAUGCACUGAAUAUGGGUUUUACACGGCCUCUAUUAGUCGCUCAGCAACCUAUUUGUAUCAACAAUACGGAAUUACAAAAACUAAUUGGUGAUAUCAAGUUUACAUCACGUACGUACCGGUUAUUUAAAGACAAAUCAAUUGAAAACUCAACAUCGGACGCUCUGGUAACCUACGAAACGCCAAUGGUCCAUUAUGAAGAUGCAUUUCAACUGACUGAGUCCAUCACAUUCAAAUUUGGUGAUCAAGGACAAUACUUGAAUGCUGAACUUGUUCGGAUGCUCCGUAUUUCUCGAUACAAUGAACAUUUCCGAUUUGACUCUGUCACCGAUGAGAAAAAAGCAACGCAAUCAAAUCACUCGUCGAUACAAGCAGAUGCAUCAUCAUCGAGCUGUUGUUGUCGUUCAGAAACCUGUUAG